UUGGUGAACGAGUCCAUGUCAAUGAACUUCCGAAUAAAUGAUUCACAUAAUAUUGUUAACUUGAUAGAAAACGGUAUACUUUCGGUAUGCCAACUAGACGUGAAUGGAAGUAUAGUGGGUUUUUUAUGCGCAAGGGAAUAUCCUUUGAUCCCUUCAGUGCACCCGGUUGCUUGGGAGGAGUAUGUCUGGACAAAAUACAAGGCCGUAGAGCUUAAUGCACGAAAUACUAUGUUUUUACAUCUGUUAUGCUGGAACCAAAUUUACGGCCGUGAAUGCGUUGAUAGUAUGCUCGAGUCAAUAUUUAUGCACGAUCCUUACGUUCAUCACGUUGCUAUGGUUAAGUGCAUUGGUUCGCGGACGAUAUUAGUUCCUGGUCAGUCUCGAUCAGAAGGGUCUUUUCGACGUGUUCAAGCAAUGGAGCGUGGUAUCCCAGGUGAUCAGUUGCCUGGUUUAUAUGUAGCUGAUCGACCAGAAGUUUGCCCUAGGCUGAGAGUUCGAAGAGCUGUCGAAGAGGAUAAUGAUGAUAUAGUGCCUAUAAUCGAACGUUAUUCUACUAGACUCCGUGAACUUUACGGAGAAUUUUACAUUAGCGAACUCAUUUCAAGACAUCCAGAAUCUGACAGAGUCCUGCUGGUUUGUGAGCACAAAGAAUUAGCAGUUGGUGUCAUGUGUCUUAAUACUUUGAUAAAUUACGAGGACUUGAAUGAGAGCUUCGAAUUGAUGCCCUUCGCUGGUCUGAGGAAAGUAGAUACACUUUCGAUUUACCACAAGUAUAGUGCUGGAGACUCGGCUUUCAGUGUUUCAAGUGCUGUAUCGUCUGGUUUAUUGGAAAGUGCUAGCCAAUUUCGACGUACAAGUACUGAAUCUAGCGCCCACUACAGGGGCACUAAAAGUAAGGUUACUUGGUUAUUCGGAGAAGACGAAUGCAUAAACUUUCCAGGGGAGGGCGAGAAAGAGCUUACUCAUGACGUUGCUGGUCUAGGUCGAGACGAAUCCGAAGAGGCUGACGCUUCGUUUGACGUGACCAGUAUACUUGACGACGACGACGAUGAUGAACUAGAAUUCGAUAUUGUCAAUAUCGCUACAGAUUUAUUGAAACUUCCUAAAUAUCUGUCUUAUGAUGCUUUAGGAAAAGGUCCCGCCGAAAGUUUCUUGAAAAUAAUUGAAGGCAGCGGCAGACAUGCCAAAAAGGAAACUACUUAUGAUAUCAAUCUGAAAAAAGAUAGGGUAAAAACACUAGCAGGAAGCAAUAAUGGGUUAUCCGAUGGUACAAACUACAGUGGGACACCAAAUGCGUUUUUGUUAGAACUGUUUGCUAUGCAUCCAGAUUAUGAUGAGAGACAUGGUUUUGAUAUGCUUGAAGCGGCCUACGAACUCUUCCCGAACAGAGAUUACUGCAUUGUGUGUUUACCCUCAAAUCACGUGUCGUUUCCGCUUCUUGAGCAUUUUACGCUGGUGGCACCACGUACUACUCGUUUAAAAUUUGUAAAUCAAACCCUUUAUGUGGCUCACGUAAAUUCUGUUAGAGGAAAUAUGAGUAUACGUCCAGGCGAGGCAUUCGAUGUUCCUGCUCUUCACAACUUAUUAGACCACGCGCCCCGCGCUCAAGCUCUUCUAGACCUUUUUGAUUCUACCCUCACUUCGCGCACAUUGCAGAGCUAUAUAAUGCUAAGCGAAAAUCAACCAAUUGGCAUGGUUGUGCUCGGACCAUUAGAAGACGGUACAACGAUUCGGGUGCAGUACGAUUUGGAACCGGAGCCUGUUCGCCCUGGAACGGAUGGGAGUGUAUUGGCAAGCGUGAUAUCGCCAGUUUUAGAGCCGCACCGUCGAUGGUUCAUGCGUGAGUUGCUGCGACGUUCGCAGUACUCAACGUUGUUUUGGAUCUGCAGGCUGUUCGCUAAGGGAGAGGCGAAUCCCGGGCGCAAUUUGAUGUCUCUGGCUGAUUGUAUGGUACCCGUUCAUCCACGUAUAUCAGUACCAAAUAUAUUUAAAAACAAGAUAUUGGAUAAAAUUUUGAAAGAUGUUGCUACACCGUUUGCCCUUUGGAUCAUAGAGCGUCCCUUAUGCAGUAUGCCAAAAGUAUACGUCAAUAACAGUAUCAUUGUGGUCGGAGCCAGUCGUACCGGACUUGCAUUCUUGGAAAGCUUAUUUAUGGGCCCAACAGCCAAAUACUUGACAUUCAGUAACGUCACUUUAGUGUCGGAGCAUGGUUUGCCCACGAUUACCGAAUGUCUGAAAGCCGCAGACACAUGCGUCCCUAGAGAAGGACGUUACAACGAUAGAUAUCUCAAAAGCGUACCGUUUUACUUCUACGUAGACGUUAUUUCGGCGAUUAUGGUUGGAAUUGACAGGAAAAAUAAAUGCAUUCAUUUGAAAGGCGGCGGCGUAAAAUAUUACGACGAACUUGUACUGACAUGUGGCCACCAAUUCCAACAUCCAGAUUAUUUGACGGAGUCCCUGUAUUUAGCUAAAAAAAUUCAGAAAGGCGAGCCAUGCCAUAGAAUAUUAAUGGACAAUAUACAAUACAAGCCGGAUCGGGUCGCCGCACCCAGAGAUCUGCCGGAUAACGUCAUGCUGGUCAACUCCCUCUUCGAAGCUAAUAUGCGUUUGAGGAUACUGAUGCGUACCAUUACUGAUUUCAAAGAAAAACCGUUCUGUCUGAGCGAAGACAAUCAAGUGAUAGUCUACGGGGAUUGUAUUGAGGCGUAUAGUUGUGUGGCGGCUUUAUUAGAGCUAGGCAUCUCACCUAGCAUGAUCGUCUUCGUAGAGCCAUUCCCUCCAGAGGACUCCAAUGCUCUUAGGGUCAACUGCUUCAACAACGAAACUAUUGACGAACGCGUUCAGGCUAACCUAGAGAGUUUGGGUAUUCGGAUUUAUCGGCGUUGCUAUCUAGCGAGUUGGAGGCAGGUGGACAAUAGAGUCGAGGCCUUGCAUUUCAUGUCGUCGGUGUACGCAAUACGUUUGCCGUGCUUCGCAUUGUUCUGUUACGGUCUUAAAGCUAUUGAUGUCAAUGCUUUUAAGGCGAUUAAUGAGUGUGGAUUGGUUUAUGACGGCGGUCUAGUCGUGGGGCAAAAUUUUGAGACGAACGAUCCCGCGAUUUACGGAGCUGGCACGUUUACGAGAUAUUCCCGGAGGCUGUACGCAUCUGAACGACUGCAUCGUUAUUAUUGCUCCGAAGAUGUUGGAGAGGCGCUGGCGAAACUGUUUCUAUUAAAACUGGAUCCUUUUGUAACAAAUACAGACUUAGGGAAUGACGGUGGAGAUAAUUCACAUUUUGGCUCCAGUUUAUUUUCGUUUAAGGUUCAGGAUUCCCAUGGCAGCAUUACGAGUAAAUCAUCUACGGGCACUUGGAGAAAAUGGCAGCCGGUAGCGAAAUACGAAUCGCCAAUAGUACAGACAGCCACAUUGCCUGGUCCACUAUACUACAUGAAAGUUAGGAAGCCAGGGAGAGAACUACCUAUGGCGGUGCAGAUGUGUUUGCCGAAGCAAGGUCAUACUCUAAUAACCGACAAGCGCGGUAAUUACUUCCGAUUACAUUUGAAUUCUUUGCACUGCAUUGACGCUGUGAGUUGCCUCUCGACUAAGCCGUUUUCGAGCGAUACCUUACAACAAGUGUACGGCAAACACGAAGCAUUCUUCAACAAACUUCUCUUUAGAUUUCAGAGAGGAGAUAUAGAUGACUUGUACGAGUUUUUCGUUCGACCCUGGAUGUCGGCUAUGUAUGAAGACUCAUUUUCGGAUCUUUUGCACUCAAUAAACGCACAAAGUGUAAGCACGGUAUACAAUUUAUUAAGACCGAAAUACGCAUCGCCCGAAGAAAUUUCGAAAUCGCGUGUGGAAUCUUCGUGCUCGAUAACAAAGACUUGUGGAUUUGGUCAGUCGGAUUCGCCAAGUGAUAUCACGUUCCGGUCUGUUAUUGACAAGUUUAUUUCGAAUACUAGCAGCCAGAUGAUUGCGGCUGCAAAGAAAUGUACGAACAAACCACGGGAAUGUGGCCAGAGUGCUGCUUUGAAGACUCCAGCUAUAGGUUUCUGGAAGAGUAUUGGCGGCGAUCGGAUUGUGAUUUCUCACAUCGCGAAAUAUUUGCUCAAACAUAGUUCGACCAAUCCUCAUUAUGCCACACCCAAAAAUGAAUUUAUCUAAUCACACAUGAUU
Messenger RNA from Bombyx mandarina (wild silkworm), 4155 nucleotides. Its product is annotated as cilia- and flagella-associated protein 61. The record is from RefSeq and is a predicted model, not a curated record. Lineage: Eukaryota; Metazoa; Arthropoda; Insecta; Lepidoptera; Bombycidae.